This is a messenger RNA of Hemiscyllium ocellatum (epaulette shark), 1713 nucleotides long. RefSeq names its product glutathione S-transferase theta-3-like. Gene Ontology annotation, molecular function: glutathione transferase activity. The transcript has 5 exons. Gene Ontology annotation, cellular component: cytoplasm. NCBI's taxonomy places the organism in Eukaryota, Metazoa, Chordata, Chondrichthyes, Orectolobiformes, Hemiscylliidae. Bases 227 to 958 code for a protein of 243 amino acids. The record is from RefSeq and is a predicted model, not a curated record. Gene Ontology annotation, biological process: glutathione metabolic process.
AAUGAUCAGAUGGUGUGUUUUGAAGUAAUGUGAUUACUUUUCCUCAUCCUGUGUGUGCUAUUGGUUCUGGCAAGUCACAGGGAGUUUUGUUGUUUUCCACGUUGGAGCAAGUAUGUACGUGCUGUGUGUUUGUGGGAACUGGGGGAGGGAUUGGUUUGAGAUCAGACAAAGACUGAGCUGCUGAUUCCUCCAGUCUUGUUAUUCUGCAAAGCCUGGAAGGAGCAGCAUGGGCCUGGAGCUGUACUUGGAUUUGCACUCACAGCCCUGCCGAGCUGUCUACAUUUUCACCAAGAAGAAUAACAUUGUGUUUGAGUUUAAGCAGGUCGAUCUGUUUGCAGGUCAGCAGUACAGUGAGGACUUUGGCAAAGUGAAUCCCCUCAGACUGGUGCCAGCGCUCAAGGAUGGAGACUUCACCAUGGGAGAGAGUGUGGCGAUUCUCAAAUACCUGGCGUGUAAAUACAAGACACCCGACCACUGGUACCCGGCUGAUCUCCAGAGGCGUGCCCGAGUGGAUGAGUAUCUGGCCUGGCAGCACAUGACCAUUCGAUAUCAGGGAAGCAGGAUUUAUGUGUUCAGGGGCCUGUUGCCAGUUUUAACUGGGCAGCCAGUGCCCAAGGACAGAAUGGACGAGGCUGUACAGGAUCUGCAAACAGCCAUCCAGAUCUUUGAGGACACCUUCCUGCAGGACAGGCCGUACAUCGCAGGACAGGAAGUGUCCCUGGCUGACCUGGUCGCUCUCGUCGCUCUGAUGCAGCCUGUGGGAACAGGACUCGAUCCUCUGGAAGGUCGCCCGAAGCUCAUGGAAUGGCGUGAGCGAGUCACGUGUGACGUGGGGAAGGAGCUGUUCCAUGAGGCCCACGAGAAGCUGAUGAAGGAGAAGGAAUUGUUCAAACUUAUUGACCCAAAAUCUCCUCGGAUGCAGCAGCUUGCAAAAAACCUGCAGAAAGUCUACAAAUGAAGGGCUGGGCUGGUGAGACUGAUGUAAUAUGGUUAAUGUAAUUUCUGCAGUUUCAUGCAUUUAUGCACACACACACACACACACAUACACACACCUACACACACACACACAUAACCCACACACACACACACACACACACACACCUACACACACACACACCUACACACACACUCACUCACACACAUACACACACCUACACACAUACACACACACACAUACACACACUCACUCACACACACACACACACUCUCUUGGUAUGAGUGGAGUAAUUUCUGUACUAAAACUGAGGUUUAAUGAAUAAAAGCUAAAUUAUGAAACUAAUGAUCGACUAGGCCAUAAUGAAGCAUGAACUAGAAGUCACCUCUGUUAUGCCAGGAACAUGGUAACCUUGGGCAAGAAACCAAGGAAUGCUUCAGUUAGACACAGAGGGCAAAAUACAAUGAAAGCUCUUUUUAUGAAGAUAACAAAGGAAUGUACUAAAUAGCAAGAAUUGUAAAAUAAUAUAACAUUUUAAUUAAGGAAAUGGCAAGGAAAAGCGUGAAAUGUUUUAACCAAUGGAAUUGUCAUUAAUGAUUUUUAAUGUAAGAAAAUCCAUAGCGUGAGAUGUUUAAACCAAUGGAAUUAUCACCAAUGUAUUUGAAUGGAAAAAUAAUGUAUAAGUAUUAGUGCUGUAAAAUCUUCCGGCGCGAUUUCCGAAGUCCUUUUUGGAAACUCGCCCGAUCUUCGAAGAUUGAAUAAACAUCUGUUGCUCCGUU